This is a messenger RNA of Castor canadensis (American beaver), 1269 nucleotides long. It is a transcript of the gene Tbcc, whose product is annotated as tubulin folding cofactor C. NCBI's taxonomy places the organism in Eukaryota, Metazoa, Chordata, Mammalia, Rodentia, Castoridae. Gene Ontology annotation, biological process: tubulin complex assembly; post-chaperonin tubulin folding pathway. The record is from RefSeq and is a predicted model, not a curated record. Gene Ontology annotation, cellular component: cytoplasm. Gene Ontology annotation, molecular function: tubulin binding.
AGCUUGAAGUCAAUAUGGAGAACGCCAGUUUCUCUGUCGCCGCCGUUCGGAACGGGAACGAGGGUGUCCAGCGGGACCCGAGCCUGGUUCCUGAGCGGAUUCAGAGGCGCGAGCAGGAGCGGCAACUGGAGGUGGAAAAGCGGAGGCAGAAGCGGCAGGACCAGGAGGUGGAAGAGGAGAAGAGCAGCUUUUUCGCGGCCGCCUUGGCUCGGGAGCGAAAGGCCGUGGCAGAGCUGCUGGAGGGCGAGGGCUCUGCGGAGCGGCUGGAGGAGGCGGCCGCCCGGCUGCAGGGCCUGCGGAAGCUUCUCAACGACGCGGUGCUGUUCCUGGCCUCCUACGACCUGCGGCAGGGACAGGAGGCGCUGGCGCAGCUGCAGGCGGCCCUGGCCCGACGGCGCCAGGAGCUGCAGCCCAAGAAGCGCUUCGCGUUCAAGGCCCGGAAAAAGGAGGCAGCUUCGGCUACCGAAGGGGACGCGGCUCCUGUCGCCCCGGCGGCUGAAGGCCUCCUGGCCUCUUCGCUGCCCUUGAAGGAGGAGGAGGAGGAAGGAACGCUCGAUUCCAGCCGGGCCUGCGGCUUCUCCAACCUGGAGUCCCAAGUGUUGGAGAAGAGGGGCGACGAGCUGCACCAGCGCGACAUCCUUCUGAACGAACUGAAGGAUUGCACGAUCAAGCUGUAUGGCAAUCCUAACGCCUUGCGCCUGGCCAAGGCCCACGGCUGCAGGGUGCUGUGCGGCCCGGUGUCCACCUCCGUGUUCCUGGAGGACUGCAGAGACUGCGUGCUGGCCGUGGCCUGCCAGCAGCUCCGCGUCCACACUACCAGAGACACCCGCAUCUUCUUGCAUGUGACCAGCCGGGCCAUCGUGGAGGACUGCGGCGGCAUCCAGUUCUCCCCUUACACCUGGAGCUACCCGGGGAUCGAGCAGGACUUCCAGGGCUCUGGUUUAGAUAGGGGCAGAAAUAACUGGAACACCGUUGACGACUUCAACUGGCUGGCCCGGGAUGUCCCCUCCCCAAACUGGAGCAUUCUUCCUGAAGAGGAGCGAAAGAUGGAGUGGGACUAGCAGUUGUCACACUUGUUCUGCGCUCUCAGCAAAUACUUUCCACGUGGGAGUGCCUCCAGCUGAGGGGACCCCAGAACUUAUCCUUUGUCACAUUGAAUAUUUUAAGGCUUGAGCUUGCCAGAGGCUCCUAAACUGUUACUUUCAUUAAAUUCAUGCUACAUCUAACCCAUUUUUGCUAUUUUGGCAACGUUUAUAAGCUUUUCUUUGA